Ustilaginoidea virens is the source of this 2919-nucleotide messenger RNA. RefSeq lists its product as uncharacterized. Gene Ontology annotation, biological process: phosphatidylcholine biosynthetic process. The coding region runs from base 1 to 2919 and encodes 972 amino acids. Gene Ontology annotation, molecular function: phosphatidylethanolamine N-methyltransferase activity. The record is from RefSeq and is a predicted model, not a curated record. NCBI's taxonomy places the organism in Eukaryota, Fungi, Ascomycota, Sordariomycetes, Hypocreales, Clavicipitaceae. The transcript is spliced from 3 exons.
AUGAGCAAAACGGGUGGCAUUGACGCGGAAGCGUCUGAGCUCCGCCAGAGGCAUACCACGGACUCUUCUCCUCUACCCACUUCAGGAGAAAACCUGGAAUCUGAGCAUGGAUCCGAUCACGGAUCUGGUCAUGCCAAGAUCAAGCGGGGGUCCAAGACAUAUGGACGAACUCCAGAUGGCACAGUCUUCGUUGUGCCCACCACGCACGACAUGGUCUCGCAACUGUUGGACCCUCGACAGCCCAAGAACCUCUCCGACGCCAUUGUCCUCGCCAUAUUAGCUUCCAUGAUUGCAACCGCAUACUUGUUGCCAGCGGAAUGGAAGCGAUUCGUCUUUGCCCUGACCUUUUUAUUCUGGCGAGGUUGCUACAAUAUUGGCAUCGGCGUCCUGCUACACGUUCAAUCGCACCAUCGUCGUCUCAUCACCUGGGCCAAGCGCUGGAAGCUCUUUGAGGACCCGAAAACCGGACAAAAUCCCCGGCCCUGGCUUUACAACCUGAUCAAACGAGAACUCGAGGCCAAGAUACCAGAAGACUACAAGUUUGAAGACGCGCCACUCGAGUACAACACAUGGCUAGUCUUUCGACGAUUUGUCGACUUGAUCCUAAUGUGUGAUUUCGUGUCAUAUUGCCUCUUUGCUAUUGUGUGUGGCCGUACCCCUCAAGGGGAACACGCUCUUAUUGGAAUCGCUCGCUGGGCAACGGGCAUUGCCCUGGUCGGAUUUAAUCUGUGGGUCAAGUUGGAUGCUCACAGGGUUGUCAAGGACUUUGCUUGGUACUGGGGUGACUUUUUCUAUCUCAUCGACCAGGACCUGACGUUUGACGGCGUGUUCGAGAUGGCACCUCAUCCCAUGUACUCAAUCGGUUAUGCCGGAUACUACGGCAUUUCUAUGAUGGCCGCCAGCUACGAGGUCCUCUUCAUCUCCAUAGUCGCCCACGCGGCCCAGUUCGCCUUCCUCGUGACUGUGGAGAACCCUCACAUCGAAAAGACGUAUAACCCCCCUCUUCCGAGAAGGAGAGACCUAUCCCGACUUCAAAGUGAUCCUACGGAGAGUCUCGACGUGGUUGACAGCAGCUCCGACGACCGCCUGGCUACUGGUCCCACAUCCCCGCAAGAAUCACUGAUCCCCGUUCACAACAUGGUUGGAUUCCGAAACAUGGAUCUUUUCAGAGUCCCCGAUUCCGUCGUCGUUCUUUUGCCGUUGUACGUAGCCCUUCUUGCCCUGGCAACCCCAAAGUCGCCAGUGUGGCAAGCCUUCUUCGUAGCUCACGCGCUACUGUGGCGUGCAUGGUACCACUUGGGAUUGGGUAUUAUUCUCGACAGACAGUCCAAGACCAAGAUGUGGACUCGUCACUUCCUCAAGUAUGGCGAAAGCGCGGGCGAAGCGUGGCGGCAAUGGAAGGGCAUGCACCAUAUCAGCAUGAUCAUGUGCAAUGCUUCCUUUGUCGCUGCGUGCUACAAGAUGUAUUCCCUCCCGCAGGAUUGGAACUACGGCCUGGCGCUCCUCAAGCAUGUUCUCGGUGGCGGCUUGAUUGCUCUGCAAUUGUGGACUGCUCUGAGCGUGUACGAGUCCCUCGGCGAGUUUGGCUGGUUUUGUGGCGACUUCUUUUGGGAUCAAAAGGCCAAGCUCACAUACACCUCCAUCUACCGAUUCCUCAACAAUCCCGAGAGAAUUUUCGGAACGGCUGGGGUCUGGGGCGGAGCCCUCAUCACUUGGAGCAGGUCCAUUUUCAUCAUGGCCAUUGUCACGCAGCUGCUGACCCUGUUUUACAUUUCCUACAUUGAAAGACCGCACAUGCAAAAAGUGUACGGCAGAGGUCUUCGCGGGGACGCUGGCCUGACCAAGUUCAUCAAGCGCUCGCUCCCCGUCCCCAUCAAGGGCUGGCAAGAGAGCGUCGACAAGGUCAUGGACGAGACCACCCAGUUUGUGGAGGACUUUAUCGACAGUGCCCGUCCCAAGUUCGCAUCCGGGGUCAAAAGUAUUGUGCGGGAUACCUCGGCACUCUUCAACAUUGCUCCAGCCCGUCUUACGCUCACAAAGAUAUCCCCCGACCUCACGGGCUUUGACUCGAAACUGUACUCGCUUCUCAUUGACGGCACUCAGCUGCAGCAGUCCUCCAUCAACGAUCGUGCCACAGGGAAAGAGAGCCUCAGCGGCCGGUUUCCUAAGCCGGUCAAGACCAUGGUUUAUGAGUAUGGAGCACCGCUUAAAGUGAACUGGAGAGCGCCGGCGAACCACAGCAAAAGCGACUGGAUCGGAUUGUACAUGGUGACGGAUAACCGCUCAAGGGACACGACCGAGGUCCCCUCGCUUGGACGCUGGGCCCCUACCAACGAAGGUUGCUAUGAUGCAUUGACGGCGGAUAGCAGCAUCAUUAGCUCGGAGCAUCCAUCGCCCAAGGGCGACCCUUCCGAGCCGGGCAUGGUUGAGGGUCAAGUCUUGUUCCAGGGGGAUAAACUGUGGUGGACCCAAGGUGUGUUCGAGUUCCGGUACCACCACAACGGCAAGCACAACGUCAUGGCCAUCUCAGAGCCGUUUGAGAUUCGCAUUUCGCAGUAUUCCGGGGACUAUGUAAGCUUGGAAUCCAAAGCUUCGUACGCGCAAGCCGUCGAGUCCGCGAUUCUCCCCGUCGUGCAAAACUGUCUCGAUAGAGAUCCCGACAUUGCUCCAAGCAGCGUUGAUGAACCCUUUGGCAGCCAUGUGGAGCGGGAUGGCAAGUAUGCGAAGCGAAUUGUGUACGCCAUUCGCGAAAUAUUUGGUAUUGAAUUUGCCCCCGCCGUGGUCUUGGCUGAUGGGAAUGUUCGGAAACUGGCUUGGAGAAUUUGCAAUGCGAAGGAAGUUCUGGCUCCGUAUAGUAUGUCUCAUUCCAAAGGAACAAGCACGCCUGCAGCACAAGAAUUCGACAAGCAUGCUGCGUAA